AUGCCUGGUUUCAUUGGUUGCAACCCAAAAAGUGGCGACUCGAGAGCAAACGACGUGAUGAACGAGAUGGCGGCAUACGAUCUGCCUGAGAAGAAGUACGCCUAG
Molecule: messenger RNA, 105 nt
Organism: Peronospora matthiolae
Lineage: Eukaryota; Oomycota; Peronosporomycetes; Peronosporales; Peronosporaceae
Source: the annotation of a GenBank genome assembly